AUGGCGAUGAGACGAGCCGUCGCUGCUCAAGGUCGAGCGGACGAAGCAAUGGGUGGUGAGGGAGAGGAAGAGGGAGAGGCCCUGCAGCUGGCGUCGUUGGCCCAGCAGGGUGCAGCUCCGAGCCGCGCCGAAUCCGCCCAAACACAUGGCUGGCUCAUGCAGACCAUGCAGACCGCACGGAAAUCCCCUCUGAGCUUGCUCGAGCUUGCCUGGGCUUGCAGCCAUCGUGCCACGCUUCCAGACCCCCUUGCCUCGAGUUGCAUCGACUGUAUCCAACCUAGCUUUGCGGACGGAGGGGCAAGGCGUGCUUUGAGGCUCGGGGGGUCCGAGAGCGGGCAACGUCAUUCGGGGCCCAACAAUACCGAAAAGUGGAGAAUGACGCCUUUCGAAAAGCGCCCUGCCGGCUCACCCGACCAUGCAGCUCGCAGCUUCCCGACCGAACUCAAUCCACCUCUCCUGCUUUGGCUCGCGCUGCCAAUGACCGCAUGGUCGGGCGCUGCCGUCAUGCGUCAGGCAGCAGACCGCCAGCCCAGCGCGACGCCACUACGGACGGGCCUGGAGGAGAGCAACGCGCGCGCCCCCAAGCCCAAAAAAUGCGACUCGCCUGCAGCCACCGCCAUCAUGUUCAACAGCAGAGCCUCGUCGAGCGCCGCGAUCAAGCGCCUCACCAUCGAAUACAAGCAGCUCUCCACCGACCCCAACUCGCUCUUCCCCGCCGUCGGCCCCGUGUCCGAAGACAACUAUCUCGAAUGGGAGGCGCUCGUUCCCGGUCCGGACGGCACGCCCUUUGAGGGCGGCGUCUUUUCCGCGCGCCUCACCUUCCCCGCCUCGUAUCCGCUCGAGCCGCCAACCAUGCGCUUCGAGCCGCCCAUCUUCCAUCCCAACGUCUACGCAGACGGUCUCGUCUGCAUCUCCAUCCUCCAUGCACCCGGUGACGACCCAAACAUGUACGAGUCGUCGUCCGAACGCUGGUCGCCCGUACAGUCCAUCGAAAAGAUCCUCCUCUCCGUCCUCAGCAUGCUCGCAGAACCCAACGUAGAGAGUGGCGCCAACAUCGAUGCCUGUAAAAUGUACAGGGACAACCGCGAGGGAUACGAAAAGAUCAUUCGAGACUCGGUCAAGGAACAGCUCGGCUUGUAA
Messenger RNA from Moesziomyces antarcticus, 1140 nucleotides. RefSeq names its product qri8-e2 ubiquitin-conjugating enzyme. The record is from RefSeq and is a predicted model, not a curated record. The transcript is spliced from 7 exons. Gene Ontology annotation, cellular component: cytosol; endoplasmic reticulum. Bases 1 to 1140 code for a protein of 379 amino acids. Lineage: Eukaryota; Fungi; Basidiomycota; Ustilaginomycetes; Ustilaginales; Ustilaginaceae.